Molecule: messenger RNA, 2248 nt
Organism: Anopheles merus
Lineage: Eukaryota; Metazoa; Arthropoda; Insecta; Diptera; Culicidae
Product: muscle calcium channel subunit alpha-1-like
Exons: 9
Biological process (GO): calcium ion import across plasma membrane
Cellular component (GO): membrane; voltage-gated calcium channel complex
Molecular function (GO): high voltage-gated calcium channel activity
Source: RefSeq, a predicted model, not a curated record
UGUGAAAAUCGGUGGUUGUAGCGGAUCGCUCAUACGUAGGAUUACCAAUUCCUCUCUCAUACUCUCAUUCGGUGCGGUUUGCUCUCAGUGCUCUCUAAGCAAAUUUGUGUUGGAUUGUUAAUUCCGUGGCCAAGUCAGUAAUCUUUGAGGAAACUGCUGCGAUUUUUUAUUGAAUUGGUUUGAUUGAUAAUGGUUGUGUGAUUUGGUGCGAACAAUAUGGAUGCCAGCACGAAAAAAUACAAAACAGCCACUGUGUCAUCGAUGCCAGCGCUUGAUGAAACCGUGCAUAAAACUACAUCUCCUGGGGUGACGCCCGUGGUUAGCACAGUGCCUCAAACUACCGUAGGAGCGGAAGAUCCAUCACUAGCCGAUGCCGGAGCUAGCAAUCAACCGAAACGUCCCCUUAGACGACCGGGAAAAGUAAUCCCCGAUCGCCCGCAACGUGUAUUUUAUUGUCUUACUUUGAAAAAUCCUCUGCGGAAGCUGUGUAUCAAAGUGGUAGAAUGGAAGCCUUUUGAAUAUCUAAUUCUUCUAACGAUUUUUGCUAACUGCGUUGCUUUAGCAACAUACACACCUUUCCCAAACGGUGAUUCAAAUUCAACUAAUGCCAUGUUGGAAAAAGUGGAGCACAUCUUUCUUAUAAUAUUUACGCUUGAGUGUGUGAUGAAAUUGAUUGCUUAUGGAUUCAUAAUGCACCCUGGAGCAUAUCUUCGAAGUCGGUGGAACAUGUUGGAUUUUACGAUUGUUCUAAUUGGAAUGAUCAGCACCACAUUAUCCAGUAUAAUGAAGGAUGGUUUCGAUGUGAAAGCGCUGAGAGCGUUCCGUGUGUUGCGUCCAUUACGAUUAGUUUCUGGAGUGCCUAGUUUACAGGUAGUACUCAAUUCCAUUCUGAGAGCAAUGGUACCUUUAUUGCAUAUUGCAUUGCUUGUAUUGUUUGUAAUAAUAAUUUAUGCAAUUGUGGGACUUGAGUUAUUUUCUGGAAAAAUGCAUAAAACUUGCUUUCACAAUAUUACAGAGGACAUGAUGGAAGAUCCAACACCAUGCGGCGAAGGUGGUUUUCAAUGCAGCUCCAUAGGUGUUAACUGGGUUUGUCGCUACUAUUGGGAAGGACCUAAUGCUGGAAUCACAAAUUUCGACAACUUCGGAUUAUCGAUGCUUACUGUGUUUCAAUGCAUUACAUUAGAGGGAUGGACGGAUAUGUUGUAUUACAUUGAGGAUGCAAUGGGAAGCAAUUGGCAGUGGAUAUAUUUUGUGUCUAUGGUAAUCCUCGGUGCGUUUUUUGUAAUGAACCUUAUUCUCGGUGUUUUAAGUGGUGAGUUUUCCAAGGAGCGAACAAAAGCGAAGAGUCGUGGCGAUUUUCAGAAACUUCGAGAAAAACAACGAAUUGAAGAAGAUCUGAAAGGUUACUUAGACUGGAUUACUCAAGCAGAAGAUAUUGAUACAUACCAGGAACCACCGUCACCAGGAAAAAUGAUGUCCGAAGGAUUGCUGAAGGGUACUAGAGCAAUGCUCGCUGGUUCAGGUUCCUCCGUUUUCAGUGGUUUAUCUCCCAAUUCUACUGAAGGCUGCAUUGAAACGAAUAUUGAUUAUGUACAAUCUGCAUCGAAGUCGUGGUAUAAUCAACAUUUCCGAGCUUGGGAUCGACUAAAUCGUAAGAUGCGCCGAUCCUGCCGAAAGGCAGUAAAAUCACAAGCAUUUUACUGGCUCAUCAUAAUUUUGGUUUUUUUGAACACUGGUGUACUUGCAACUGAACAUUACCAUCAACCUCAAUGGCUGGACGAUUUUCAGGAGUACACCAACAUGUUUUUCGUGGCGCUAUUUUCAUUGGAAAUGUUUCUUAAAAUGUACAGUUUAGGGCUGCAAGGAUACUACGUUUCGUUGUUCAAUCGUUUCGAUUGCUUCGUCGUCAUUGGUAGUGUAGUUGAAGUUCUUUUGACCAACACUCAACUGAUGCCUCCGUUGGGUAUAUCUGUUCUCCGUUGUGUGCGGUUAUUGCGUGUCUUCAAAGUGACCAAAUACUGGCAGUCACUAUCGAAUCUUGUAGCAUCGUUGCUUAACUCAAUUCAAUCAAUUGCGUCCCUGUUACUGCUACUUUUUCUUUUCAUCGUAAUAUUCGCUCUAUUGGGAAUGCAAGUGUUUGGCGGACGUUUUAUCUUCAAUUCAAUGGAUAACAAACCGCGUUCAAAUUUCGAUAGCUUUGUGCAGAGCCUUUUGACCGUGUUUCAGGUACUGCAUUGUCCACAUUUUU